Cyprinodon variegatus (sheepshead minnow) is the source of this 1425-nucleotide messenger RNA. It is a transcript of the gene fgf19, whose product is annotated as fibroblast growth factor 19-like. The record is from RefSeq and is a predicted model, not a curated record. The transcript has 3 exons. Gene Ontology annotation, molecular function: growth factor activity; fibroblast growth factor receptor binding. Gene Ontology annotation, biological process: regulation of cell migration; positive regulation of cell population proliferation; positive regulation of gene expression. Gene Ontology annotation, cellular component: cytoplasm. Bases 1 to 630 code for a protein of 209 amino acids. NCBI's taxonomy places the organism in Eukaryota, Metazoa, Chordata, Actinopteri, Cyprinodontiformes, Cyprinodontidae.
AUGCUACUUUUUGUGUUCAUUCUAUGCACUGCCAGUCAACUUUUUACUCUGAGAGUAUCUUGCAUGCCAGUGAUGGACCAGGGGCCUCACAUUACCCACGGCUGGGGCCAGGUGGUUCGGCAACGCCAUCUGUAUGCUGCAAAAUCUGGGCUGCAUCUACUUAUCAGCGAUGAUGGACAGAUUCAUGGUUCAGCAGAUCAAACUCUUCACAGCCUACUGGAGAUCCGACCCGUCGGUCCGGGACGUGUUGUGAUCAGAGGAGUGGCGACCACACGGUUUCUCUGCAUAGAGAGCGACGGCAGACUGUACUCAUCGGAAACUUAUGCCAAAGCUGAUUGCACCUUCAGAGAGCAGAUCUUGGCCGACGGAUACAACAUCUACACCUCUGAUGGACACGGAGCCCUCCUCAGCUUAGGAAACAGUCAGCAAAGACUCCAUGGCUUAGACCACGGCGUUCCAGCUCUGGCUCGCUUCCUUCCCAGGGUAAACACCCUGCAGCAGACUGUCCCCACGGGGCUUCAUGUCCCCGAUCAGCUCAUUUCAGAGCAAACAGAGGAGACUGUGGACACAGCAGGCUUAUUUGGAAAGCCCUCUCAGAUCAUUCACAGCCCCAGCUUCCACAAGCGAUGAGGCAGCAGGUCUGAGGCAGCUGUCAGGCGACGUGUCCAGGGAUGUCCAAGCGCUACCUUGUGGACAGACAAGAGGUCCAGCCUUUCAGCACAAAGACACUGGAUCAGACUUUCCAUCCAGAGAAGUCUGACACCAGAGAGAAGUGCAGCCCUCCACCAGCUGAACCAACGGAGGGAAACCUGCAUGGAGAGGAACGUUUGCCUCUGGAGUAAACACUAUGGAUGGAUGGCUGGGAAAGGCAAUGAACUGCCCAACAUGCAUCCAUCUGAUUAUCAUGGAUUCAGAGCCAGGCGUGAAAAGCAAAGCCACUGACAUGGGAGGACAAUGACACGUCUGAUGAACUACAGAGGAGGAGAAUCCUUCUUUAGGAUGUUCGCUCCUUUUAAAGCCCCUUCAGAGACUGUGAGAUAGUAGGCAACAGGCCGCCCAGGUUAAAGUGGUGUUGUUUAGAUAUGUUUAUAUUUAUUUAGUUAUUUAAAUAUUGUCAGUUUUACACUUCAAUGUUUACCUCCAUUUUUACUGGUUUUGUAAACAUUUCCAAUAAUGUAAGUGGUUAAAUAUGUUUUUGGAUAAAUAAAGAAAAAAUAUCAUUAAUACUGAAUAUGAGCAUUUUAAACUAAAAUGACAAAACUAUGUGAGAUUAAAAAAACGUACGGUGAAUUUCCAGAAAUGAUCUUUAGUCCACAUUGUCAGCCGUUGAAAAUACAUCAGACAUACAAUUUAAGAUGUCUUCAUAAUCCACAAAUGUUGGACACAUCAAAGCAAAAAAUAGCCCAGAAAAUAAAGCAUUCCUUU